AUGAACAGGACAAGCUGGUCCUUGAGGCAGAAGGGUCAGAUCCAAUUAGGCGAUGAGAAGCAACCCGAUGGUCCAUCACGUAUUAUACCAGUCAAAAAGGAACAUCUUGAAGAUGGCAUACUCCAGCUUUUGGCUUCAGCCGCAGACAUGCAGCAAAGGCGAGAUUUAGAUUCAGCGCUCCAACUCUAUGAAGCUGCUAUGGAAAAAGUCAAAUCUCAUGGGCUCAAUCGCAAACGUCUCUUUACUGGGACAAAUAAAAAGCCUCCACCCUUGAACAGCCGGACUCCCUUGGAGUGGUCCCUGCAUGUAGGGGACAUGCCGUCUGCCAUCUGCCUGCUUGGAGGCCCCAGUACUGCCCUCGCAGAGUUGGGUACGUCGGGAAGUCUCGAUCAGGUUCGCCAAAUCUUAGAUGCUGGUGCAAGCAUCGAGCAACGCAUCGGAUCAUUUGGACAGACAUUUAUGCUGCAGGAAGCUUCCAAAGGAAACCUCAACGGUGUCAACUUAGCUCUUGAACGGGGGGCAAGUGUCCACUGUAUGGAUGACAACGGCGAUACUCCACUGGCGUUAGCUCUGCGAUGUCAGCAUCCUCAGGCCAACUUGGUUGUUGCAGCCCUUUUAGCAGCCGGUGCCGAUGUCAAUGCCAUCGACGGCAAAGGCCAACCUCUCUUUAAGGUGACUGUUGCUCAUGGCCAGCUUGAGAACGUAGCGCAAAUUAUGAGCGCGCUGAAUCCCGUCACUGUGGAGCAUAGUCAAAUCAUGCGGAAUUGGGCUGCGAGUCUUCCAGUCCAUGGCGAUAAAUGGAGUACUCGCGACUGCUCAGUGUUGCGCUUCUUGUUAGGCCAUGGCCUCGAUCCCAACUUGCGUCUUGGACCAAACAAGACAUCUACUAUGCUCGACGUUGCUGUUCAACGACAGGCAGCUGGCAGCGAACGCCUAGCGGCUCAACUCUUGAAAGCUGGCGCGAAGCCAAAUAUAGAGGCAGCCUUGCAUGGUAGCACUCCGAAGAUGCUCGAACUCAUUCUGCAGAAUGUUGGCUCUUUGAGAGAAACAAGCCAGCAGCCGAUCAUCGCAUGGAUAGCAAGUUUACAUGCUUACCCUCAGCAGUGGACUAAGCGUGAUGGCGAAGUCCUCAACUUACUAUUAGACUUUGGCUUAGAUCCCAACAUUCGUCGUCCUGCAUUUCCGCAUCCUCCACUCGUCGUCUGCGCCGCUAGCUAUGGCGACAUUGACUUUCUACAACGACUGAUCAAAAACGGCGCUGAUCUCGGCGCCACCGAUGACAACUCGGACACCGCGAUUAUCGUUGCAGCAAAACAGAAAAACAAGCACAUCUACGACGCCUUGAAAGCAGCUGGGGUCAGCGACAGAUACUUUUUAUUCGGACUUGGAAGUGUGUGGACGUACUAUGCUAGCUCUUAA
This is a messenger RNA of Letharia columbiana, 1419 nucleotides long. RefSeq lists its product as uncharacterized. Gene Ontology annotation, molecular function: protein binding. The transcript has a single exon. NCBI's taxonomy places the organism in Eukaryota, Fungi, Ascomycota, Lecanoromycetes, Lecanorales, Parmeliaceae. The record is from RefSeq and is a predicted model, not a curated record. Bases 1 to 1419 code for a protein of 472 amino acids.